Molecule: messenger RNA, 1318 nt
Organism: Micropterus dolomieu (smallmouth bass)
Lineage: Eukaryota; Metazoa; Chordata; Actinopteri; Centrarchiformes; Centrarchidae
Product: GTP-binding protein Rhes-like
Exons: 1
Coding region: 125-745 (206 amino acids)
Molecular function (GO): GTPase activity; GTP binding
Source: RefSeq, a predicted model, not a curated record
CAAGCUUUUUACAUAGAACCACAGCAGCUGUUGUAACCAGUGAGAGUAAGUGAGUAAACUGAGACAGAUUUUUGGGACAUUUUCUUUACUUAUUUUUGCCCAAACAGGAAAAAAAAAAACAAGCAUGUCUUUGGAGGUGAAGGAGAAGACCCAGGUGCGUCUAGUGUUUCUGGGGGCUGCAGGAGUGGGCAAGACAGCCCUGAUUCAACGCUUCCUCCAAGACACGUUUGAACCCAAACACCGGCGCACAGUGGAGGAGCUGCACAGCAAAGAGUAUGACAUCGCUGGGGUCAAGAUCACAGUAGAGAUCCUGGACACCAGUGGCAGCUACUCCUUCCCAGCAAUGCGCAAGCUCUCCAUCCAAAACAGCGACGCCUUCGCUCUGGUGUACGCUGUUGACGACCCAGAGUCACUGGAGGCUGUCAAGAGCCUCCGAGAUGAGAUUCUGGAGAUCAAGGAGGACAAGUACACACCAAUUGUGGUGGUGGGGAACAAAGUGGACCAGGAGCGGCAGGUGUCCAACGAUGACGUGCUGUCAACUGUAGAGCUGGACUGGAACAACAGUUACCUGGAAGCUUCCGCGAAGGAGAACUCCAACGUGGUGGAGGUGUUCAAGGAGCUCCUGCAGCAGGCGAACCUUCCCAGCCGGCUCAGCCCUGCUCUACGCAGACGCAGGGAGACCUUUCCGAAAGACACCAACUUCCGGCCGCCCAUGAACAAGACCAAUAGCUGUAUUCUGUCGUAACGGAGACGGAGGGAGAAGGAGUGUCGUUUCUAUCACGAAGGGACACGGGAUGAGGAUGGAGGGUAUGCUGUGCAACUCAGUGCACAGAGAGAAAGAGUGAAGAGAAAAGCCUGGACUUUAGUCAGUGUGGGUUGCCUGACUGAGGAUUAGUGGUUCUGGACCAACAAAGACACUUCAGGGUUCACAAUUGAGAAGAAAAUAAAAUAACGAGGUGAAUGGUAGGAAGUGUGAACUUGAACAGACUACCAGUGGAAAGAAGGAAGAUAAAUUAACCACUUAAGUUGUUUACUUAACGUAAUGUUGCUGCUUAUUUUGUGAGAUGCUGCUAGUGUUUAGAUCAAUAUGUAGCUUCUGGAUUUCAAAUUAAAAUGUUCACUUACAUCAAGAUAUUUGGACUGUUGCUCACAGAUUGUUUACUGAGAGAAAGUAUGUAUAUGUAUUGUGGUUCAUGCAAAAGUCUCAUGUAAAUUGUUUUAAUUUAAAAAUUCACCUGUACCACAUCAUGUUUACAUUUUUUGUAUUCAAUUACAAUUUGCUAUUAAGCAUGGCAUUGCUCUUGUUUUUUACAUGCAA